Messenger RNA from Monomorium pharaonis (pharaoh ant), 2605 nucleotides. RefSeq lists its product as uncharacterized. Lineage: Eukaryota; Metazoa; Arthropoda; Insecta; Hymenoptera; Formicidae. Bases 1115 to 2587 code for a protein of 490 amino acids. The record is from RefSeq and is a predicted model, not a curated record. Gene Ontology annotation, molecular function: protein binding. The transcript is spliced from 4 exons.
UUGAUAAAUUUCUAAUAAAGUAUAUUAAUUAAUAAAUUUAAUAUUUUUAAAGACAAUAAGAGAACAACUGCCUAAGUCUUUUCUAGCAUGUUGCACAAAAAGAUUUGUAAUAAAUUAAUUUAUUAUCGGUGAAAAGUCUACAUUGAAGUAAUAAAUACUUAAAAUAUCAAAGUACAGUUUCAGUGAUACACAUUUUGCAACUCUCCUUUAAUUUUAUGGCUCAAAUUAAAUAAUUAUUUCAACAUAAAAUACAAAUAAAGUUGAAGACAUAACUUUUAUUGUGAUAACAAAAAAUUAACAGCCACGAGAAACUGAAGCAAUUAUAUAAUAACUGUUUUCCUCUCUCGAAACGUUUUAAUUUUUUCUUUUCGAGCUUCCUUUUAUUAUCUACGUACGUCACAUAUAAUAAACUAGAUUAGGCAUUAAAUUUUAACAACGUCCAAUGUGCAAUUUGUUUAGCUUUACGUAUUAGUCGUAAGAUUACAACCAUUCCUGUUCUCGGAGAGCGAGCGGGGACUUUUUAUCUGCCGUUUCGUGCGAGUCACUUAGCCCUCUCAAUUUUUUCCUCCCUCACUGUCGUUAUUCGCCGUCUCUGGUUUCCGGUGGCUUAGUUUUACGUGCCGUAUACCCCUUGUCUCAUAUAGGACGUGGUUCGCUCGACACGCAUAAAAGAGGGAAAAGAGAAAGAGAGAGCGAGAGAGAGAGAGAGAGAGAGAGAGAGAGAGAGAGAGAGAGAGAGAGAGAGAGAGAGUUGUUGCUACCCGACUACAGGGUAGCUUUUGAAUUUCGCGUGAACGAACGGCGACGGAGAGAAACUGGUUUCGGAUAAAGUGAGUCGUGAGGACUUUACCCUGACUUCGAUGGUACUUUGCGAGGGAGAGUUGAAGUAACCAUAGGUUUACUUCGGCCUCUUACGACCGUUCUACAUCUCGUUCGUGAGAAAGGGACCGUGAUCUAUUCAGGAGCCGUAUAAUGGGAAGAGAGCCAAUACGCCCGUUUAUGUUCGCGGCACGUGGUCGAUUUUGACGAAUAGAUUAUCAUAAACCGAGCAAGACGAAUCCUUUCCGUAAACCAUCGCGGACCAUCGGGUUAACGGUGCCCUCGAGAUGCGGUGAUGGCUUUGUUGUAUAGGUUCGCGCAGCUGCACGAUCGCAGUGGCACGCGGGUCUUCUCCUUCGUCGUCACUAGGACCGUCGUGCGCGAUCCUGAGAGAGACGUCACCAGCAAAGAACUAGUAUGCGGUUUUCAGAGAUGGGCCGUCGCAUUUUCACGCGGGGAAAAGGUCCUCGGCGUUUACUUGGUAUGGCGUGGCGCGUCAAGAAACCUCCGCGUAUACGUGGACUUCACGUUCACGCUGCUGAAUCGGGAGCACUUCUCCAUGAACGAGAGCUUCUCCGGCAAGCGCGUCAAGUUCACCUACGAGGCGCCGGCUCAGGGCAACCGCAGCUACAUCGCCGUGGCGGAUCUCUACAGCCGUAAUUUCGCCGACACGAACGGCGAGUUUCAGCUGGAGCUGUCGAUGGCGAACGUGCGGACGGUCUACAUGACGGAGGUCAGAAUGCCGACGUCGGUAUUCUCGGCCGGCCAGACGAAACCGAGCAAGUUAGAGACCGACUACUUCGCGUUCGGCGGCUUCGACUGGAACCUGGUCAUCUAUCCGCACGGCAAGGAGACGGACGGCCGCGGCCAGGACAGCCGCGUGAGCGUCUACCUGAUGAGACUGUCGGGCUUCGAUCACCGAUGCAGGGUGAGAUACAGCCUGGCCCUGGGCGAGGGCGAACGGCGGAUCGACUCCGAGCAGAUCGAGGACAUAUCCGAUCCCGAGGGCUGCGGCUUCGGAUGGCACACGAGGGUCCGAUGGUCCGACAUCGCGCACAAGGGCACACUCCGCGUGUCGCUCGAGAUGCUCGAGGCGAGGACCAUCUGCGAGGUCGCGGUGCAGGCGCUGGGCCCGUCGGUCCUGCCGGCCGCGCCCUGCUACGAUCGUGACAAGCAGGCCUGGGCUAUCCGCGCCGAUCUCAACUCCGACACGGUCAGGCUGCACUUGGUGUACAAAGACAUCCAUAAUGUGCCGAGGAAUCACUUAAGGUAUAUCAGUUGGUCGGCAUAUCUGCUGAGGGGCGAGGGACCAAACGUCGAGGCGAUUGCGCUACCUGGCGAAACGUUUAGCCGCUAUUACGUUCAGGAGUCCGUCGACGAGGGUAUCAUCAUGGAGACGAACGUGGACAUGAAUGAGGUGAAGGAGAAUCACUGUUCAUAUCUCACGGACAAGGGCCAGCUGAGAAUCCGGCUCGAGUGGAACGAGAGCCACCUGCUCUUUCAGGCGACCUAUCACAAGUACGACGACGUGUGCCGCGUGCAUAAUCAGCAGAUGCGACGCGAGAUAAUGUCGCUGCAAGCGGAGAACUAUAGCCUCGAGCGGCAGCUGUUCAGCUAUCAGAAGAGUCUGGCGUAUGCACAGGCGCAGCAGGAGCAGCAGCAGCAGCAGCAACAGCAGCAGCAACGCCCGAAUCAGCAGCACCACUCAAUGGUAGGUCAUCAGGGUCAUCUUGAGCGAUCGGCGUCCAGCGACACCGAAUACGCUUGACAAGUGGAACGAGAGUUU